Molecule: messenger RNA, 990 nt
Organism: Phytophthora infestans T30-4
Lineage: Eukaryota; Oomycota; Peronosporomycetes; Peronosporales; Peronosporaceae
Exons: 5
Coding region: 1-990 (329 amino acids)
Biological process (GO): recombinational repair
Source: RefSeq, a predicted model, not a curated record
AUGCGCAACGUGCCGGGGCCGCUGCAGGAUGUCAUGAAGAAGCGCGCGGACCAAUUGGACAACUCGCAGGGCGACUUCAGUCGCAUCGCCAGCGCCAAUUCGGAUCGGUACUCAGUGCAGAUCGCGACGGUGUUCGACCAAGGUCCGUGGGUGGACAUGUGUCAGUAUCUGGGCAUGCCCGCUGUAUCAGGAACUCUGUAUGGUAGUAUCAGAAUUGGCAGUUUGAAGUGCACAGUUGGGAACAUUGUGGACAGUGAUGAAGCACUUACAAAAAUCCCGCAGCUGCUAGUGCUUAUCAAGUCUGUGCGCUAUGUUGACGAAGAAAUCGUGGCUGUUCUCCAUGGAUACUUCCAUCGCGAACUUGUUGAGCAACUAGGCCCUGCACUCGCUGCUGGUGUGGGUCUUCUGUUGUACAAGGUGUCGGUAUUUACACCCACCGAUGCACCAGUGACAGGAAGACGGAAGAGCUACCUCAACAUCACACCGCGAAAUGUUCGACACGUUUUCAUUGUGAAAAAUCAUUCAAAUAAUUCAACUGGCGAGGAUCCGGUUGAGAUAUUUAACAAAGCGAAGGAGAUCGAGACCCAGCAAGACAGUGACAAUGACGAUUACGAUAACAACCAAGCGUCCAGGAGUGAACAGGCAGCACGACAAUUGCUGCAACACAGCACAGUCCGUGACACGUCGGCCGAAUUGACCUUCCUCUCACAGCGACAGGUAAUUCAUCGUAAUCCACCCGUGCGAAUGGAUCCUGCAGCAACAACCACAAAUUCAAAAAAGAAAAGCAAACGAGGGAAAGGUGCCGCGUCCAGUAUUAACCAAGAGCAAGAGAGUGGUUUAGGCAAAUGGCAGUGGAGCAAAUUACUUAAGAAGACGACGAACGACGAGUCACCCGCUGAUUCGAGUCGUUCACAUGAGCGGCGUGGAUUUUUGGAUGCUAGCUCGCGACUUGUUAGCUUGAUUACCAAACAGAACGCAAGGAACAGGUAG